AUGGUCAACUUUGUUACUUCUAUCACAAUCCUCCUCACUGCUGCCUCUGCAGUUGUUGCUGCCCCCGACACACUUGAGAAGCGCGCAGUGGCAUGCAGAGAUGACCGCCCUAACAGUGAACUGGCCAACGCUAAUGAAGCUGCCGCAUGCAUUGUUAACCUCGCCAGCUUAGGCAGCCAGCCUUGCGUUGCUACCAUCUCUGGCCAGUCUUUUUGUAGACGUGGUGACACUCAAAUCACUGGUCUCGCUAGGGGCGCUCCUACGAGAACUUCUACCUGCCGUUCAUACAGUCAGGAGGUGGCUCGCGGUGCUGGCUUUAUUCUGGACAAGUGCACUCGCGGUGAUGGAAAGGUCAGGGGCGCGAAUGAGGCCCGGGCUAAUGGCAACCUCCUUGUUGAUAUUCGCCGAGUUGUUCAAUAA
Fusarium venenatum is the source of this 420-nucleotide messenger RNA. RefSeq lists its product as uncharacterized. Lineage: Eukaryota; Fungi; Ascomycota; Sordariomycetes; Hypocreales; Nectriaceae. The record is from RefSeq and is a predicted model, not a curated record.